This is a messenger RNA of Iphiclides podalirius (scarce swallowtail), 747 nucleotides long. The record is from the annotation of a GenBank genome assembly. Lineage: Eukaryota; Metazoa; Arthropoda; Insecta; Lepidoptera; Papilionidae.
AUGUACAAAUAUGAAGGAAUCACUUCGUUUUGGAAAGGAAUUUUGCCACCAAUUUUAGCAGAGACUCCAAAACGGGCGGUCAAAUUUGCAACAUUUGAACAAUACAAAAGGUUUUUCAUGUUUGGCUCCAGCACACCUACACCUUUAACAUUUUCCUUAGCUGGCCUUGGAGCAGGUAUAACGGAGGCUAUUUUGGUUAAUCCAUUUGAAGUUGUGAAAGUAACUUUGCAAUCUAACAAAGCUCUGGCAAGUCAAGUGCCUAGCACAUGGUCAGUGACUAGGCAGAUUGUAAGAGAUAAUGGCCUUGGUUCCAAGGGGCUCAAUAAAGGAUUGUCAGCUACAAUGGCAAGGAAUGGGAUUUUCAACAUGGUAUACUUUGGUUUCUACCAUAGCAUAAAAGGAUACCUCCCAGAAUAUGAGGAGCCUAUUCUGGAGUUCGGUCGGAAGAUAGCGAUCGGUUUCACCUCCGGGGUCCUGGGUUCCUGCGUGAACAUACCUUUCGACGUGGCCAAAAGUCGCAUCCAGGGCCCCCAGCCCCUCGAAGGCUCCAUCAAAUACAGAACAACUCUUGGCACCAUCAAUACUGUGUACAGGGAAGAGGGAUUCCGCGCCCUCUACAAAGGCUUGUUGCCGAAGGUGCUUCGAUUGGGUCCAGGCGGUGCUAUUAUGUUAGUCGUAUACGAUUAUGUGUUCAACUUCUUAGAGAAUAAGUUUCAAGACAAGCGAGAGGUACAAGUUUUACGACAG